This is a messenger RNA of Penicillium salamii, 1038 nucleotides long. The record is from the annotation of a GenBank genome assembly. Lineage: Eukaryota; Fungi; Ascomycota; Eurotiomycetes; Eurotiales; Aspergillaceae.
AUGUCCCCAACAGAUCGCAAUUCAAUGGCUAUUCCGGAUAGUCCGGAAGGUCAAAUUCCACGCGAGGGUCACUCCAGUGCGAUUAUAAUCCCCGACGAGUUCAGCGAUGAAGAUGGCGAAUUUGAGGCUGAGGAAUCGGAUAUCACUUCUCUCUCGUCCAGUGUACUGGAAUAUGAAUAUGAGAAUGGUCGGCGGUAUCACAGCAGUCGAACUGGGCAUUAUAUGAUGCCGAACGAUGAAGAGGAACAAGAUCGUAUGGACUUGGCACAUCAUAUCUGGCUUAUGUUAUUAAAGGGCGAGCUACAUAAGGCCCCAAUCACAAAUCCACGAAAGAUUCUAGAUCUCGGCACUGGCACCGGUAUAUGGGCUCUUGAUAUCGCCGAAAAAUUCCCUGGUUCUCACGUUAUUGGAAAUGACAUUAGUCCAAUUCAACCAGGCUGGGUGGCUCCCAAUGUGGAAUUUAUUGUCGAGGACUUCGAAAGCGAAUGGCUGUACCAGAAAGACAGCUUCGACUUUAUUCAUGCCCGAUUGCUCGCUGGCUGUGUAGGAGACUGGUCCCAGUUCUUCAGCCGGGUCUUCGAGCAUGUAAAACCAGGCGGAUAUUUCGAGAUCAAAGAAAGUGCCGUCUGGGCCUGGAGUGACGAUGGCACACUCAAAUCUGACUCGCCUCUCUUCCAAUACCUCCAGGCCCUCGAUAGCGCAGGACGAGCAAUGGGUCGGGAACUUAAUAUCUAUUAUAAACUGAAAGAGUGGAUGAUUGAGGCUGGGUUCGAGGAUGUUCAGCAGUUCACUUAUCUUCUCCCGUACUCGCCUUGGCCGCGGGAUCCUUAUCUCAAGGAGAUUGGGAAAUAUCAGGCUGUGAUGGUUCAGCAAGCUGUUGAAUCUUAUGGGUUACGACUUUGUACUCAGGUGCUUGGCUGGGGUGCGGAGCCGGCGCGCAUUUUCCAGGCUAUGGUUAAGAAACAGUUGAGGGAUAAGCAUUUGCAUGCUUAUGUGAAGGAAGUGGUGGUCUAUGGAAGGAAGCCUUUGAGCGAGUAA